AAAAAGUUCAAGCGUGCGGUUGUGUUUUGCCGGGCGUCGGACGUGUCUUAGUAGACAGAAACCUGUAGCGUCAAUCUGUGUAGUGCACCAGAAGAGUCCCACUAAAGCGCGGGGGGUUUGAAGGAACGCGCAAAGAACAAACUAAACACUUUUUAGCUGCUUUGGUGUCCAGAUACAGUGACAGUGUGCAAAACGCCCGAGUAAUUUCGUACGAAAAUCAGUUCACAAAUAUUGUUACCCAUUGCCAUCGAACGAGAAGUGUAAGUGUUGCGUGAGUCGGGUGUUGCGUCCUGUUGUUUGUUUUGUUGUUAAUCGAUUUACAAAUUGCGUUAAACACAAGCCGCCGAUAGACGAGCGAACCCCUUAGCGUUUGGUAUCGGUUUUGGCAAAAAUGAAAAUUUGACGAAGCCUGACAACUAGCAGCAACGUUCGAGACGUUCUUUCCGGCAACGACACGACACGGUUUGGUCGAUUCCAUCAUCUGGUGUUGUUUUGGUUGUGAUUUAAGUGAGCGCUCCGAGAAACGCUCAGCCAUACACGCAAAGAGCUGAUAAGAGGUGAAAUCUCCCACAGCAGCAGCAGCAGUAUCGUGGGACAAAAAAAGGAAAAAAGAACGUUGUAACAAUUGAUGUUCUCUAUGGUCGAUUACUACAACGAUAUGGGGCAGUUCGAGCAGGAUUACGGCUCGAAGAAUUCGCCAACGGAUUUGGAUCAUGUGACCAAAGUGAUCGCCUACCAUCCCCGCUACUUUAAUCACUUUCUCAAAACUCAGCGAUUUGUAAUGCAGUCCGAUGGCCCGUUACCGUACGACUAUAGGAACUACAUCGCAAUCAUAGCCGCUGCCCGGCACAAGUGCACGUACCUGGUGAACCUCUACGAGGAUGUAUUUGUGGCGAAUGGAGGCGAUCCGAAGUGGCUGAACGGACUCGAACACAUCCCGGCCAAACUACGUGCCAUUGCAGACAUCAACAAAAUACUCGCCCACCGUCCCUGGCUCCUAAACAAGACACACGUGGAGCGACUAACGAAAGGACAAAACAGUUGGUCGUUGUCGGAGGUGGUACAUGCGAUCGUGCUGCUCGCCCACUUUCACUCCCUCUCGUCGUUUGUCUUCUCCUGCGGCCUGACACAGGAACUAGAUGCCGUUACUAGUCACAAAGUAGAAAACAACAACACUCUCACCCAGAAGACUGCCUUCGAUAGUCUAGACGAUCUGUACAAUGCUCAGCAGCAGCUCGAACUUUUGCCACAACACGCCGAUGAUGGUGGAAAUAUCCGUCCAGAGGUAACGGUCGAUGCGCUGAUGCAGCGUAUGAAGCGGCUGUCGGAGAAGAACGACGAGUGCAGCGAAACCGAGCUCAGCAAUCGCUUCAAGCACGUCGAGAUGCAGACGGCCGAACUACCGGCAGUUGUGCGAGAGGCACCGACCGAGGUGCCGCAGCAAAUUGGGCGCUACGUCGACGAUCCGAGCUUCAUGUACCAGGACUUUGCGAGGCGAGGGGCGGAAAACAUUCCGCAAACGUUUCGGAUACAGGACUAUUCGUGGGACGACCACGGAUACUCGCUAGUGAACAGGUUGUACAAUGAUGUAGGUUUCUACCUUGACGACAAGUUUCGUGCGGCGUACAAUCUGACUUACUACACGAUCGCUGGCCGUAAGAACGUCGAUACAUCCAAAUUUCGCCGUGCCAUCUGGAACUACAUCCAAUGCAUCUUCGGCAUCCGGCACGACGAUUACGACUAUGGCGAGGUGAAUCAGUUGCUCGAUCGCUCGCUGAAGAUGUUCAUCAAAACCGCUUGCUGUUUCCCGGAGCGAAUCACUAAGCUGGACUACGACAACGUGCUGGUGGAGCUACAGCAUAGUGAGAAGGUGCACAUCAAUCUUAUGAUCUUGGAAGCCCGAAACCAGGCGGAGCUGCUGUAUGCCUUACGAGAAAUUAUGCGAUACAUGACAUGAUGUGAAUGCGGCGGCCGUCGCCACUCGCAGCAAAGAAGAAGUGCCUUGGCCAGUAGCGAAAGAAGUUUCGAUGAUAAUGCGUGAUAUGAGACUAGAUGGAGCACGAUGAAGGGAUGGACAAUGAGAGUGUGUCAUGGUAAAACGUAUAGACGAUGCGCGGCGACGAGAGACAUUUUAUAAAACAGUCAAAGCAAGAAAUAUUCUGUUAUCGUUUUGUUUGUUCCCAAACGAAUCACAAACUUUGUUGGCUCCUGUUGAGUCGCUGUUUUUGUUGUUGAUUCACAGGAACGUGUUGUGCGAUUCGAAGCGUGUAGUUGAGUGAGAACAGCAGGUGUGCAAUGAGCAAACAGAAGGAUAAAAAGCGGUUGUUGCAAGCAACAGGAAAUAUGCAGUGUGCCACACUCGUUCGUCAGCAUGCGUCGGAUAUUUAGAAGGGUGAUAUAGUUUUAAUACAUUUUUAGAGGUACCUUUUAUUUGCUUUUGUAAGUCGUGCUAGAUUUUAACAAAAUCAAAACGAAAACCUACCAAACGUUAGGUCACAGAGACACAUGCAAUAAGCGGUAGUACGGCAAACGGCCGUUUUAUGUCACGAUUACGUUUCGAACGCCAGUAAAGCUUGGACACGUUUUCACCGUAACCUCAGGGCCAGCGAAAGAUCAGCCGUACAGAGAAUAGUCGAACGUGGGAAUGCCAGUUAUCCCGAAUGUUGAACCUUUAACAAAAACGGUAGUGCAAAUUGAAACAGUACGUGUAUCUUGAUGCAAAGUUUCGGAAGAGGUCUUGAAACGAUGCGAUACGAAAAAAGCUGAAUGUAAUUUAGAUAUCAUUUACGUGAUAGUUGACAGAGAGAUAACCUUUUGAUCCCAGAUCACGAUUGCAUCGCAAACAACCAACAAACCAGAAUUGCCUCUAAACCGACGAUUAUCCGACAUGCAUUUCAUGCAUGCGUUCUGAUGCUAGUUUUCUUUAUUUCUAUUCUUUUGGCUUCACAAUGCGAUCUUCUAUGUCCUAUGUGGCGUCGAAAAAAAUUUCUUUUCGGUUUUAUAUUAAAUAUUUGCUCUCAUGGAAAAACAAAUUUCGAAAAGUAUAACAUUAGUGUGAUUUGCUAAGCUUAACGAUAAAAAAAAAUCUGGAAUGUGUCGCUAGAUUAAAUAGUGGCAC
Anopheles cruzii is the source of this 3118-nucleotide messenger RNA. Its product is annotated as sestrin homolog. Gene Ontology annotation, molecular function: L-leucine binding; oxidoreductase activity, acting on peroxide as acceptor. The record is from RefSeq and is a predicted model, not a curated record. Lineage: Eukaryota; Metazoa; Arthropoda; Insecta; Diptera; Culicidae. Gene Ontology annotation, biological process: negative regulation of TORC1 signaling; regulation of response to reactive oxygen species; cellular response to leucine starvation. The transcript has 8 exons. Gene Ontology annotation, cellular component: nucleus. Bases 629 to 1957 code for a protein of 442 amino acids.